Molecule: messenger RNA, 2649 nt
Organism: Haliotis rubra (blacklip abalone)
Lineage: Eukaryota; Metazoa; Mollusca; Gastropoda; Lepetellida; Haliotidae
Biological process (GO): tRNA methylation
Molecular function (GO): RNA binding; tRNA (guanine) methyltransferase activity
Source: RefSeq, a predicted model, not a curated record
AAUUCGUACCACUGUGUGACAACAAGAUGGCGGCCCCCAUAGAAAACGUGAUUGAGGGAGCAAAUGAAAACAUUGACAUGUGCGAAAUAGAAGCGACAGUUGCAACUGGUUUUGAACAAAUAGCAAAAGAGGAAGUGGAAGAAAAGUUCGGAAUAACAGCAAGAGCUGCGAGGGGGAAAGUCAUGGCCAUAGUACCAGUGAAAGAUGUCAAAAAGUGUCUGGAACUAGGGUGUGUAGACAACAUCAGGGUGCUAAUGUCCUCCUGGAAGAACAUCCAGUUUCCUGAAGACAAGUUGGAGUGUAUGAGGAAGCUGCGUGAGUUGGUGCGGGAUGUUGACUGGGAACAGGGACUGAAGGUGUGGAAGCAGGUGUAUACAUUCCAGCAUCCCAUCCUGUCCACCCCCGUCAGUGACACUGUGGACAUGGGGGGACCCUACCUCACCUCCAGAGAAAACCUGCCCAAGAAACAGCCCAAGAAGAAAGGUGGGAAGUUUGGAAAGAAGGACAAGUUCGGCAAGAAAGGGAAAGACUGGAGAAAGAAGGAUGAAAGGCAGAAUGGAGGAUCUGGUGAUGCUGGAAAACCUCCUGACCGUCAGUUUAUCAGCAAUCAAGGUCAAUAUGUUGACGGUCGAGGCUGCCAUUAUCGAGGGGUAAUUGAUGGCCAGUUUGAUGAUGCCGAUUCAGACGCUGACAAGUCAGGGAUCAAGGAGUUGAGUUCACAAUCAGAAAUAGUUGUGAAAACAGAAGAAGAAACAGAUCUGAGUUCAGGAGUUUCCAAAAUGACACUGGGAAACAAGGACACUGAGUCUAACGAAAAUGUCAUGGAGGAGAAAGAAACUAACAAUGUAUGUGCUGACGUGAAAGAAAGUGAUCCUUCUAUAGAAUCCGGUGACGAAAAUACAAAGAAAGUGGAUGAAGAAACUGUACAGCCUAGUGAAGCUACCUGUCCUCCCUCUGAUCAGAACCUGUUAUCCAACACGAAGGAGCAGGUAGAUGGUCAGAAGCCAUCUUCCCCUCCAUCAAGUCCCCAGAAGCCAUCGUCCCCUCCAUCUAGUCCUCAGAAAACACCCUCCGAAACCUUGAGUCCUGAGAAACCCCGAGAGAAGCUGGUGCCCCACAAUCCACUCAUGCCAUCAUUCCGAGUGACGUGUAACCGAGCUGGUGAGGGUCACAACUUCGACUCCAUGUGCGCUGCUGCCAACUUCGGCGGCGCUGUGCAGAACUACUUCGGCUGGAACGUGGACAUGAAGAACUUUGAGGUGGAGGUGAUCCUGAACAUCGAGUGGACGGACAUGUCGGUGUGCAUAGGCCUCACCAAGGGGAGUCUACAUCACAGAAACAUCACAGUGUUUGGUGCCACUACGCUCAGACCCACCAUCGCCUGCAACAUGCUCAGAUGUGUAAGACCCCAGCCUGGAGAUGUGGUGUGUGACACUCACCCCAUGAAGGGUGUGGCAGCUGACAGUAUCCCCAUACAGGCUGCUCGAGGUUGGCCUGAAGCAUUCCAUCUGAGUGGAGAGAAAUUCCCUCUGGCUGUCGACAGGACUGUGCAGAAUGUGGCAGCUCUCAACAAGGAACUGAGCUCUGACAAUAAAUCGCAAAUUGCAGUCGAUGCUGGAUACUGGGAUGUGACUUACCUCCCCUUCAAAGAGAGCAGCGUGGAUGUUUUCAUAACCGACUUGCCCUUCGGCAAAAGGAUGGGCUCAAGAUUCAACAACACAAAGCUGUACCCAGAGGCCCUGAUUGAGAUGACGCGGGUGUGUCGCCCUGGGAGUGGUCGAGUCUGUCUCCUGACCCAGGACAAGAAGUGCAUGAUCAGGGUAAUCCAAUCUCUUGGUCGCUACUGGCAGCGGCGCAUGAUUUUAAGCAUCAACCUGGGUGGUCUGGCAGCAGGGGUGUACCUCCUCAACAGAACACUCAACCCAGUAAUCAAGGGGGAGACAACUCCUUCCACAACCCAGGAGGUGACAGCAAAGUGCAGGGACUUCCGUUCAGCCAUGCCCUCUGAUCCCCGCUCAGGCCAUGGAUACACAGUCGUACGACAUACAUUUAGCUCUCUGAAGGAGGCGAACAGUCCUAGAGAUGCUGAAACAACAGAUGCUGAUUAGAUGGGCAGUCAAGACGAACAUCGUUCACACUCAUGUUUAAGAAAAUGAGCGGGCAUUAAGACUGUAUGAAUCUGUCGGGAAGAACAUUUUCUUCUUCUGACUCAGUGCUACUUGUAGUGUGAUCUGUGUUUCCGUCACUGUCUAGAGGAAGAGUGAGUGAGUAAAUGGGGCUUUGAGCCGCAUCAGCAAAUUUGCAGCUAUUAGCGGCUAGUCUAAAGGAAUAACAAGCAAUAUGUUUGCUGUAUCAUAUUACCUAUAAGGGAAGAAUGAUUGAGGAUAAUAACCUGAUAUAAUCUAUACAUUUGCAUGUUAGUGAUUCUCAGUGGUGACUGGCCAUUUAAAGCAAUAUGUCACACAUGCAAGCAUGACAUCAUCCAGCGUUCAUGACCUCACACACUGACAUCAUUCCCAGACCUCAACAAUAGGGGUUGACAUUUCAUUUGUUUUUCUUCAUGUUCCAUCUAAACUUAAGUGUUCUGUAUACUCUGUGUAGAUGGGGUGGGGUAGCCUAGUGGUUGAAGCGUUCGCUCAUCACGCUGAA